AUGUGUAUUGGAUCUCCAAUAUUGCUUACUAUCAAAGAUUUAGACAGUUAAGAAGACUUGUGCAAGAAGGGAGUAAAUUAAAUUGCAACUUAUUCAUAUUAUGGAUUUGCUGUUAUAACUCUUAUAUUUGAGUCUCUCUUAUACAAAUAAAUAGUGGCAUUAAUCCCUUCACAUGUCUCUAAAUUGAUAGAUAUCGAUGAAAACACUUAAGACAAUUAGGAUGCAUAGAAAUAAUCCAUUUUGGGAUUCAUUUAGCAAAAUAGAGUGACUCCAUUAGAUGAAUAACAUCAUUUAAAAGAGAAUGGUGAAAAUAGCAAGGAUUAUUUGACAAAGUUUAACAGCAACAUAAAAGAAUUUGUGAAUUCAUCUUAUGCUUAGAGUAUUCAAUUUUUGAUUACUCUCACCCUAUCUCAACUCUCAAAAUAUGAUCUAUACAAUGAUGUAGUUUUUAUCAUCAACUGUUUUAAUUGUAAACAAGAUUCUCUAUAUUACGCUGCUUUAAUUAUUACAGUAUUUAAUUUAGCCAUUUAUCUAAUAUAUUUCAUUGAAGUACUAAUUCGAAGAAUCCAGAGAAUUAAAUUACAAACCAAAUAUUUAUCUACUUAGACAAUUAAUGACUUUUUUGAUCUUUGCACUGUUGGAAGAAAUGCUGCUUUAGCUUAAAUCCUAGAUAUGGUGGCCCCGUAUAAUGUUAGCGUAUUUCCAAAUAGAUGGAUAAUUAGAAAAUUGAUACCAAAUGCUGCUGGUAAAAGUUUGAAUAAAUCAAUAAAAAAUUACCUCAUCAAAUUUAUAUUUGAAGAUGUUCCUUAGUUGACUUUGUAAUUGACUUUUAUCUAUAAAAUGACAAUAUCAAAAUAACUUACUCUAGGUUGGUCCAUUUACAUUACUUUAGGCACUUCGAUAGUCACCAUAAUCAUUUCCUUUUUUAAAUUUAUGAAGUUGAGACCUUCAACCAUCUCUUAAACCGACUUUGAUAAACUAGAAAGAACCAAUUAUCAGAUAUAUGAUUAUAAAAUUGCCCAUUUGUCAAAUGAGAUGAAAAUGCUAUAAAAAUAUGAUGCAUUUUCUGCUUCAGAAAGAAAUGUUGAAUAAAGCCUAAUUAUAAAGAAAAAUGAUUCUGAUAGCAUGGUAUGA
Molecule: messenger RNA, 1134 nt
Organism: Paramecium tetraurelia
Lineage: Eukaryota; Ciliophora; Oligohymenophorea; Peniculida; Parameciidae
Exons: 3
Source: RefSeq, a predicted model, not a curated record